Molecule: messenger RNA, 234 nt
Organism: Eruca vesicaria subsp. sativa (arugula)
Lineage: Eukaryota; Viridiplantae; Streptophyta; Magnoliopsida; Brassicales; Brassicaceae
Source: the annotation of a GenBank genome assembly
AUGGAGAGUACUCAUUUAAGUGGUCAAGAAACUAUUCCCGCUAGUCAAGAUGAAUCUAGUUUACAAGUCUCAGGUGAAACCAAUUUGUUAAGUCAAAAUUCAGAUGAGUUUUUAGCCAAGAAAAAAGAUGCUACAAUCAGUGAUGACGAUGCUUCAAUCAAUGAUUUUGAUGAAAAAGAGGACAUAAGCAACAAUGAGGAUUAUCUUCAGAUUGUAAAUGCUGAUGCUUUAGAG